AUGUUCUACCAUUUGGCGUUGGAUCAUGAGGUGUCGCUGCAUCCAAAAUAUUUCGGUCCGCAACUACACGACACCAUCAAGAAUAAGUUAUUCAGUGAGGUAGAGGGUACAUGUACGGGAAAAUACGGCUUUGUGAUCGCGGUGACAACCAUCGACACGAUUGGUCAUGGAAUUAUACAGCCAGGGAGAGGAUGUGUUAUCUACCCAGUCAAGUACAAGGCGAUCGUCUUUCGCCCGUUCAAAGGCCAAGUCAUGGAUGCUGUUGUCAAUCAGGUGAACAAGCUGGGUAUCUUCUGCGACAUCGGUCCGCUUCAAUGUUUCAUCUCCCGUCAUUGUAUCCCGCCUGAUAUGGAAUUUGAGCCAAAUUCGAAUCCACCGUGCUACAAAUCGACUGAUGAGUCAAUUGUUAUCAAGCCGGACAACGAAAUUCGACUCAAACUCAUUGGCACUCGCGUGGACGCCAAAGAAAUCUUCGUCAUCGGCACGUUGAUGGAUGAAUACUUAACA
This is a messenger RNA of Mesorhabditis belari, 507 nucleotides long. Lineage: Eukaryota; Metazoa; Nematoda; Chromadorea; Rhabditida; Rhabditidae. The record is from the annotation of a GenBank genome assembly.